CAUCAAAUUAAUUAAAAUUCAACAUCACCAUCAAACUUGAUUUUCGAAAACCUCUUUCAAAAAGAAGAAACACCAAACAUUAUAAACGAUCAUGACUUCUUCUAGAAGAACAUCACUUCCACGAUCCAAUUCAAAUAGAUCUCAAUCUCAAUCAAAUCAAUCACCAUUCUUACCUCCUCCUGCAAAUAAAGAAACGUUUAAAGAUUUACUUAUUUUUGAAGAACGUUUGAAACAAAAUUCAGAAAGAUUACAACGUCAAAGGAUCAAAUAUGAAGCUUUUCUCUUUUCACUCAUCAUUGUGACUUUUCUUUUGGCUUACAAAUCGUUUGUAGCUGUUUCACCCUAUAAAGUCUUUCAUUAUUCUUAUGUUGGACUUCUUUUAGUGGCUAUUACUACUCUUAUCCUUUUCUUUGCAACUGGAAUGUACACAGAUCAAAUAGCUUAUGCAUAUAAGUUUAUUCCACAAACCAAUCGAGCCUUAAGACCGUUUAAUAUGUUUUUAAAUACACCACCUACCAGUUCACCUUUAAAGAUGUUUGUUUCACCCAAAGAACCCAAUGGGAAUCUAGUUCCAGCUUUAAUGAAUCCGAGAGGAGAAUUAUUAUUUUCGUCUAAAGUCUCGAUACCAUUUAUUGAUGGUUACGAAAGCUAUCGAAACGAAUGGGAAAGAAGAAGGUUACCUAAUUCGAAUGGGACUCGGACACUGAAGAAAGUUAGUUUGGGGGAUCGAGAAGGAACAGAAGAAGUGGAUGAAAAGUUAAAGUCGGUGGGGCAGAUGAGGUCUAGAGAAUCUACACCUGAUCUUUUGGUCGAUGAAGUCGUUUCUAAUGAUGAUGAAGAUCGGAAUUCGUCUAUUACUCAUCUUGGGUCUUCUCCUACUGAACUUUCGGUUAGUUCUUCAACCGAAUCUGAUGGUCUUGGGGAAUGGUCUACUGUUAGAAGAUGAACAUUGGCUUUUGCUUCUUUAUUCCUCUUCCUUUUUUUUGAUCGUUAUUCAUCAUGCAUUAGUUACUUUUUUGCCUUUUGUAUCUUGUUUUAGAUAUCUAUGGUUUUUUGUUUUUCGUUUCUUUUGUUUUCUUUUUGUUUGUUUGUUUUAAUGAAUGAGAUGGAGUGAAAAAGGAUUUGAUACUUUUUCUUUUGUAAAAGUUUUUUCUUUCCUUAAUUUAUUUUUUCCCCUCAUCAUGAUAUAUCUCAUUCAAUUAAUUCUUUCAAUGUUCAUUUUUCUUUUUGAUGGAUUGAUGGAUUGAUUGGUUGAUUGAUUGAUUGAUUGAUUGAUUGACAAUUGUUUUUCUUUUAAAAUCAAAAUAAGAAAAGUAAUUUGUCUUACAAUCUUGAUUGAUCUUUUUAAAAAGGAUAAAAAAACAUGCUCAUUCAUAAAAUGAUAUCUUUUCUUCCUUUUUUUCUAGAAAAGUUGGUAGAAUUUUAUUUUGAUUCAUCUUUGAAAUUUGAUCUCUUCAAAUAUAUAUAUAUGCAUCAUUUGUUGUUGUAUCACAUGAAUUGUUUUGGUUUUGUGCAAGGUAUUGAUACAUAUUUUUAUGCCUACUGUAAUUAGAAUUGAUGAAUUUUUUUUAACUUAUAAUGAAAAUCAAGAAAUGAUUAUGUAUCAAUCUUUACAAUUAUUCAAGUUGAAAAAAUAAUUGAUUUGAUAUUAUAAAUACUUAUGUUUAAACUAG
This is a messenger RNA of Melampsora larici-populina 98AG31, 1673 nucleotides long. RefSeq lists its product as uncharacterized. The coding region runs from base 92 to 946 and encodes 284 amino acids. Gene Ontology annotation, cellular component: Nem1-Spo7 phosphatase complex; cytoplasm. The record is from RefSeq and is a predicted model, not a curated record. NCBI's taxonomy places the organism in Eukaryota, Fungi, Basidiomycota, Pucciniomycetes, Pucciniales, Melampsoraceae. Gene Ontology annotation, molecular function: protein phosphatase regulator activity. The transcript is spliced from 4 exons.